Ornithodoros turicata is the source of this 2980-nucleotide messenger RNA. RefSeq names its product GRIP and coiled-coil domain-containing protein 1-like (gene GCC88). The record is from RefSeq and is a predicted model, not a curated record. Bases 307 to 2550 code for a protein of 747 amino acids. The transcript is spliced from 15 exons. Lineage: Eukaryota; Metazoa; Arthropoda; Arachnida; Ixodida; Argasidae. Gene Ontology annotation, cellular component: Golgi apparatus.
AGCGGCGUCUGCUCUGCUGUCGCUCUAGUUGAUGUGAUGAAGCAGGGUGCAAAACAAGGCAUAUGCCCAAUCGUCCAUAUGGAUAAUACAGGUCGUAAUUGUAUUUGAUACAGUGACACAGAUGUCAGCAAAUUGGCUAAUAAUAAGGGUGUAGUUCGGAGUGGUUACAGUUUCGUGUGCAGCUGUAAUGUUAUGAGGGAAGAAUCGGACACAUCUGACGAGGAACGAACACAAUCAAGCUGACAAAUUGAUAUAAUACGAAAAGCGAAGAAGUAGGCACAGUUUGCAUUGUUUUACAGAUCUGAAAUGACUACCAUUACUGAGCAUACGAACCGCAGAGAGCUCUGCGAAAUAAUUUGCGCGCAGCAGGAGAAGCUGAAGCAUUACCAGACGAAACUUAAAGAUCUUGUACGUGGGUACAAGAGUCUACAAAAGGAAAAAGAGGCAUUGGAAGCCAGUUUCAAGGCCAUAAGUUCGCAGAAGAAGACGAAUGUUCCUGAAGACACACAGAAAGUGGAAAACAAAUUUGGUGACACUGACAAAGAGGAGAGUGAAAGUUCCGAGAAGUCUCAAGAAACACAGGAUGCAGGACAUGCAGAGCACAGUUCCAUUGGAUGCAAAGACAGCCAGCAGGUGGAAGCCUUAUCUGAGGCCUUAGUAACUCUCACAGAAGAAAAGUCCCGCAUGGAGGCAGCCUUUCAAGGUGACAGACGUAGGCUUCUGCAGGAGAAAGAAGUCGCUAUAAAACAGCUCAAUGAACAGGAACAGGCAGCAUCUGCCAAUGUCAAGGCACUUGAGGCCAAGUUGUCAGAGCUUCGCAUGAAACUCCGUGAGGAACAGACACAACGUGAACAUGAAGAAAGCAAUCAUGCAGCUAUGUUGCGUGAGCUGCAGCGUCUAGUCGCGCAGGAACGCCGCACACGAGAGGCUCUUGAAGAGAAGUUGGAAGCUGUCACACUUCGAGCUGCACAGGCAGAUCGUGUGAAGGAAUACGAAGCCAAAGUACAAAGACUAACUUUGGAACUGACAGAAGUCCGUCGGCGACUCUCCGAUGCUGAAGCAAAAGCUGAUGAACCCUCACCUCUCUUACUCAAAGUCCAGCAGGAACUUGUGGACCUUAAGGUUAAACAUCAGCAGGAAUUGGAAUGUGAACUCGAGAGAGCAGCACAGGCACAAGCUGAACUCAAACAGCAAGCGUCAGGCAGCGAGACUCGUGUAGCCAGCCUCGAAGGCCACCUGCAGGAACUGUCUCAAGCAGUAGGCACUUAUGACCGCCUGCGACUGCAAGACCGUGUGGCCAUUGAAAGACUACGAGAAAGGGUCUCGCAGCUUGCACGAGAAAAUGCCACACUUGCCUGCUCUGCUGGGUUAGGCAUUGGCACUGGAGUAGACUAUGCUGAAGGCUCAGAGGACUCAAACCUUGAUGUUGCUACCCUCCUGGAUCGGUUCACGAAGCUGCGACAAACACUGAAAGAAGCAAAUCAGCGUGCAGAGAAUCCUGUAAACCUUAUGGCAUAUUUCCGAGAGCUUGCCGAAGAAGAGGUCCUGGGUCUGCACGCAAAAUGCCACGAGGAACAAGAACAGCUCAAGGACGAGUUUGAGCGCUACAAGGCUCGAGCACAAUCAGUGAUAAAGAACGGCUCAUCUCUAAAGGGCCAAGAAAGUAGUAGGGAGAAAGAGGUCCUGCAUCGUCAAGUAAAGGAACUACAGGGGCAGGUGAAGUCUCUCCGUGCUCACUAUGAAGCGGAGGAACAGAAGAACAGGGAAAAAUUGACUCAGCUUCAGCCAGCAUGCGGCAAAAGUGGAGGGAGUCCAGCUUUGAGGUUUCCAAAAGCUGGUCUUCAAAGGCAUGCUGCAAAAUUCAAGAACGCUAUGACAGAUGCCACAGUUGCUCACCGGCAAGAACAGUGUAACCUGGAGAGCACCUGGCGCACCAAGAUGGCUGAAUUGGAGUCCCUGAUGCAAGGACAGCGUGAGCGCACACUUGCACUGCUUGAGGAGAAAGACCGGGAACUUCAUGUUUUGAGGGCAGCCACUUUAGCUCCAAAUCACGCACUGUCUGCGAUGAGGAAUGCUGGCAAUCGAGCAGAAAGAACUGCGGACAGUGGGGAUUCGGCCGACCCUUUGUUAUAUGAGCUGCUUGCUGGUCAGACUAGCUCUAAAAAUGGCAACACCAAGGCAGAGCGGCAACUGUUGUUCUACGUACAAGAGUUAGCCCGCAAAGAUGUGGAAGUUGCACAGGCCCUGAGGGCGAAACAUGAUGCUGAAUCAGCACUGCGUGACCUCCAACGCGUCUCACUCACUCGGGAACGGAGGGAUGCUCAAGAAUUGGAAAUUCUAAAGUUGCGUCUGAGACAGUUGGAGGACUCACAACACCUUGGGAAAGGAGGCAGUGUGAACCUGCAAUACCUUAAGAAUGUUGUGCUGCAGUACCUGCUGUGUGCAGAUUCUUCAUCCCGAAGGCACAUGCUGAAUGCUAUUGCUGCGGGUCUUCACUUCACCUCCGCUGAAAUGGACCUUGUGCUACAAGCCGCUGCCGCAUGGUGGUGAGACAGCAGCUAGUGCUGAUGGGACAUUGUCAUUCCAGCACGGGUGUGUUUAUUUAAGACGAGUAUAUUCCGCGGGAACAAUUUAGGGACCAAGUGCUUGCAAAACUGUAUACUGGUAAAAUGCUACAAGUCUUUUAAUGUAACGUGCAGCAAGGAAUGGUUGGGGUGUUACUACAGAUGCAUUAGUUAUCUUGUAAUCAUUGACCACUGUGUCUUGUAAAUAUUUAUUUAUUUUGUGAUCUGAGUACAAGGAAUGUUGUAUACAGAAUUCGAUGGUUGUAUAACCAUAAACGCUCCAUUUUGCCAGCUGUAAGCACCAACAUAAAGAAACAAUACAGGGCAGUUGUUGAAGUAGAUAUAUUCAAUUGUCUCAGCUACUACUGUAAUAUAUACUUGUUUGGCCAUUCCAACAAUAAACAGUUUUUUUUUUU